Penicillium antarcticum is the source of this 1764-nucleotide messenger RNA. Its product is annotated as DEAD/DEAH box helicase. The transcript has 9 exons. The record is from RefSeq and is a predicted model, not a curated record. NCBI's taxonomy places the organism in Eukaryota, Fungi, Ascomycota, Eurotiomycetes, Eurotiales, Aspergillaceae. The coding region runs from base 1 to 1764 and encodes 587 amino acids. Gene Ontology annotation, cellular component: nucleus. Gene Ontology annotation, molecular function: RNA helicase activity; ATP binding; RNA binding.
AUGGAUACUCUUGACCAUCAAAUUGUUUCUCUCGCCCUCAGCGAUGAGGAGAACGCUCCUCCCAUGGCUGAUGCUCCCUUCAAGCUGUCCGGUGUUGCCGACCCCGAGGAGGCUGCCCGCCUGGGUUGGACCAACCCUGUCCCCUUUGACUACACAAAGCCUGACAAGGAAUCUCGCGACUGGGCUGGUAUUGCUGACCGCUACGAGUGGGACUCUGAGUAUGGCGAAGUUGGCCCUCCCAACGAGGAGCUCGAACAGCAGCUGUUCCGUGGUAAUCUCAUCCAGCGCGUGGGAGAACGUCUCAACGACCUCAACGCUUACACUGUCCGGGUUGAUAGUGAUACCACCAUUCAGCCAAUUACCAAGUGGGAGGAGUCUGGUCUGCACCCUGUUAUCCUUGAGAAUAUUGCUCUCUGCCAGUACACUACCCCAACUGCUGUGCAGUCGUACGCUGUCCCUGCGAUACUUGAAGGACAUGAUUUGAUCUCGGUGGCCCAGACAGGAUCGGGCAAAACUGCGGCAUUCCUGAUUCCAAUUAUCUCCAAGUUGAUGGGAAAGGCGCGCAAGCUUGCUGCCCCUCGUCCCAACACCUCUGAGGGCUUCAACCCUUCCACGGAUGCUGUUCGAGCCGAGCCUUUGGUCCUCGUUGUCUGUCCUACUCGCGAGCUCGCUACUCAAAUCUUUGAUGAGGCCCGCCGAUUGUGUUACCGUUCCAUGCUUCGCCCUUGUGUUGUUUAUGGCGGCGCUCCUUCUGGACUUCAGCGCGAAGAACUCCAGAAGGGUUGUGACAUCCUUAUUGCAACCCCCGGUCGUCUUCUGGACUUUAUGCAGCAGACCCGUGUUCUCUCUCUUCGUCGGGUUAGAUACACUGUCAUCGACGAGGCCGAUGAGCUGCUUCAGCCAGAUUGGGAGGAUGAGUUCCGACGCAUGAUGUCUGGUGGAGAUGUUAACGAGGAUGCGGAUCAUCAUUACAUGAUGUUCUCGGCCACGUUUAAUAAAGAAUUCCGACAUCUCGCCAAAGAAUAUCUCAGUGACGAUUAUGUGCGCCUUCGUGUUGGCCGUGCCGGUAGUUCUCACACCAAUGUUACCCAGCAUUCGCAGAUUAUCUACGCCGAUGCCGAAAAGAAGAUGAGAGCCAUCUAUGAUCUUAUUGUUAGCAUGCCGCCUGUCCGCACUCUCGUUUUCGUCAACAGCAAAGAUCAAGUUGACUUUGUUGACGACUUCCUUUACAAUUCGGGAAUUCCGUCCACUUCUAUCCACAGUGGUAGAACUCAACGUGAGCGUGAGGAUGCUAUUCGUGCUUUCCGCACCGCGAAAUGCCCUGUCAUGGUCGCAACUGGAAUCUCAGCUCGCGGACUUGAUGUGAUCAACGUCCUCCAUGUUAUCAACUACGACCUGCCCAGUGCCAUGCAUGGUGGUAUCACUGAGUACAUCCACAGAAUUGGCCGCACUGCUCGCAUUGGCAACGAGGGUCUCGCCAGCUCAUUCUACAACAAUCGAAACGAGGAACUUGCUACCGACCUCGUCAAGAUUCUUAUCGAGUGCAAGCAGCAGGUGCCUGAUUUCCUUGAAGGCUACCGUCCUGAGGGUGAUGUGCUAGAGUUCGAUGACGACUCAGACAACGAAGCUGUCGAGGUGAAUGAAAACGAGACCACCUCUCAGGUUGCUGAUGAUGAGAAUAGUGCUACCAAUGGUAAUGAGCCUGCCGAGGAGCCCAUUCAGUCUAAGUGGAACGCUGCCGAGGACGACGACAUCUGGAACUAA